UACUUGUUCUAAGAUAUUUGGUUUGGCUGUAUUUUGUUGAAUAUAUUAUAAUAUUCACAGAAGGCCUACGUAUAAUUACUUUAGCUGCAGUAUAUUCAUCAAUUCCAGGAACUAGUUGAGAUAUCUAUCUGAACAUGCCCAAAGUGAGACGUAGCAAAAAGGCACCACCAGAAGGUUGGGAAUUAAUAGAACCUACUCUAGACGAACUGGAACAAAAAAUGAGAGAAGCGGAAACUGAAUCCCAUGAGGGGAAAAGGAAAAACGAGUCUCUCUGGCCUAUAUUCAAAAUACACCAUCAAAAAUCGAGAUAUAUUUAUGACCUGUUCUAUAGAAGAAAAGCAAUCAGUCGAGAAUUAUAUGAUUAUUGCUUGAAUGAAAAUAUAGCAGAUAAAAAUUUGAUUGCGAAAUGGAAAAAGCAAGGAUAUGAAAACCUAUGUUGCUUAAGGUGCAUUCAAGUGAGGGAUACUAACUUUGGAACCAAUUGUAUUUGUAGAGUCCCAAAAGGCAAGCUUGAGGAGGGGCGCAUCGUGGAAUGUGUUCAUUGUGGAUGUAGAGGUUGUUCUGGAUGAAGAAUAUUUAUAUGUUUAGUUUUUUAUAUAGUUUGAUAAGUGUAAAGAAAAUAUAAUAAGAACGCCCUUAUGAUAGCUUGA
Molecule: messenger RNA, 650 nt
Organism: Coccinella septempunctata (seven-spotted ladybird)
Lineage: Eukaryota; Metazoa; Arthropoda; Insecta; Coleoptera; Coccinellidae
Product: protein BUD31 homolog
Exons: 3
Coding region: 135-569 (144 amino acids)
Biological process (GO): mRNA splicing, via spliceosome
Cellular component (GO): spliceosomal complex; nucleus
Source: RefSeq, a predicted model, not a curated record